Messenger RNA from Microbotryum saponariae, 2221 nucleotides. Lineage: Eukaryota; Fungi; Basidiomycota; Microbotryomycetes; Microbotryales; Microbotryaceae. The record is from the annotation of a GenBank genome assembly.
AUGAACGCUCCAAAUGAAGCAGGCACGACACCGAUUCCGGCCGAGAAACGCCAUCUCGCCUUGGCGAGCAGGGCGAAGCCGGUGCGGAUGAACCUCAUGCUCUUGCUCCACAUGAUCUUUGUCGUGUUGCCUUAUGCGUGUAAGCAGACACUAUUAACAGCUGGCUCGCUUGCAGUGGGAUAUGGUGCUAGAUCAUUUGGCUGACGCUCGGAGUUUCCCUUUGCAUUCUGCCUUCUGAAUGCGUGACGCCCCCACCCAUCACUGCAUCCCCGAUCGCCGGCCUACUCGCGAUCCCGACGGCCGGUUUGUGAAAUCUCUGCCCAACCUCGACACGCGUCUUUUUCUCCAAUAAUCGCAUCCUCGAUGAAAUCAACAAACGGAUCAUUUCAGUCGUCAAACUGCCCCUCGAAAUCAUCCUGUCACACAUCAUCCUUCGCUUCCGAUCCAAGAUGGUGCACCUCAUCGGUCGACCUUGGUACGCGGACUACGUUCGUCGUUUAACCCAAUUCGUCCUCUCUCGAACGACGACUGCGCAGGCUCGUGUGAUUUUCAAUCGUACGAAUGCCUACACGCUCGCCUAUGCCGGUGUCGCCUUCAUCGGAUACAAGGAUUGGGUCACGCAAAUUUCGGUCAACGGCACCACGGGUAGGUGGCUGGCCCCUCCGGGAUCGAAGAGAAGCGAGGACGAAGUCGUUUUGUACAUGAUACACGGCAAGUGCUACUCAAAUUAUCUGAUCACGUAUCAUCCUUCUCGAGCCAACCAAAUCACCCAAUGUCUAUGCAGGUGGUGGCUUCUUGCUCGAUACUGGGGGUAACACGCAGAACUAUUUCCUGUACCUCGCGAAGGAGCUCAACCUCCGUCGCAAGGUCAAGUUCUCCAUCUUCCAGCUCGACUAUGGUAGGUUGAUCAACUCCCUCCCGGCCAAUUACUUUGUUUGGGCCGCUGAUUGUGUUGAACAUACCCUGGCACUGAUUCACGAAUGACUAAUUCACACAGAACUGGCGCCAGAGUUCGUCUUCCCCAGUCAGCUCAUCGAGGUGCAAGCUGGUUACCAUUACCUCGUCAACAACCAAGGCAUUGAUCCCAAGAAGAUCGUAGUCGCAGGAGAUUCGGCUGGUCAGUCCUUUGCAGAACUUCUUCUUCCACCACCCUGCGCCGGGCUGACGCAAAAAACAAAACAAAAAACUUCUCAUGCAGGCGGCAAUCUGGCUACGACGUGGCUGCUCCAUGUUGCUCGUCCCUGCUCAUCGAUCACAGUUCCCGAGUCACUCGGCCCUACCCCUCCUCGACCGGCAGGUGCGUUCCUUAUCUCUCCUAUGGUCGACCUCUGCUCGUACCGCCCUUCGCGCAAGGCGAACAACAAGUACGACUUCAUCGACAAUGGAGGCGCCUUUCGUGCCGCGUUGGAGUACAUCGGCGUGCCCAACUCGGCUCCGAUCGGAGUUCCAUCAUGGAACCCUAUUCACUUCUUCCAGUUUCCCAAUGCCCACCCACCCCGUGGGUUCAACAAGGCGCCCAAGUUCGUCGCGGGCAAGGAAGCCAAGGGGCUCGAAUUGCUCGGAUCGCCGUACGCGAACCCCAUUGUUUGCGAGGAUCUCGAAUGGCUCAAGGAGGCGUUCCCCGAUGAUGGUAGGACGCUGAUCAGCUGGGGAGGUAUGGAGGUGUUCAAUGACGACAUCGAGGAGAUCUUUAAGAGGAUGGAGAAGGCUGGGGUCGCGCCGGCCAAGUCGUUCAAGCCUCUUGGCGCUCACGACUGGAUCCUGUUCGAUUCGGUGAGUUAAAGGGGAGCUUAUGUCUCUUGGUUUGGUGCAACCGCCUGUGUGGGCUACCUACUGACGCGAACUCUUCGAUUUGGGUCAGUUCAUCCCGGGCCUUCACAAAACGCACUCCUUCGGCCCCGACCGCGUCGCGACGCACAACACCUCCGUCGUCGCCGACUUCCUGCAAUCCUUCGACGUCCGCAAUCGUCAAGAGUACUAGGCCUCGGCCAAACAGGAUGUCAAGUUGGCACCGCAAGCGAGAGCGCAAGCGAGCGUUCCCAACCCGGAGCCCAAGACGGAAAAGGUGAUGGCGCCGGCCGAGGAAACUCAGGCCAAGGCACCGUCGGGAACGACGCCCGCCAAGGGUGGUAAGGGGACCAAAGCGGGUCAAGGAGAGACGAAGGAGAAGAGUCUCGAGGGUAGUGGUGUCAUGGUCGGAAGGGAGUGGGGCAAGGAGUAA